This is a messenger RNA of Fusarium sp. VM40, 237 nucleotides long. NCBI's taxonomy places the organism in Eukaryota, Fungi, Ascomycota, Sordariomycetes, Hypocreales, Nectriaceae. The record is from the annotation of a GenBank genome assembly.
AUGAAGUUCACCACUGCCCUCUUCGCCAUUGCUUCGGCCGUCACCUUCGUCUCGGCCAGCCCUGCCCCAGCCGCAGCUCCCGAGCCGGCUGCUCUCAUGUCCGAGGAGUCCAUCUCCAAGGUGCCUCGCAGCGAGCUUCUACCUCGCCAGGCCUGCCGCGGAACAAACUGCAGUGGCUGCGUGAAUAAACGCAAGUGCUGUGACCUCCGAGGCUACCCCUUCUGCUGCAGCUGCUAA